Messenger RNA from Pelobates cultripes (western spadefoot toad), 852 nucleotides. The record is from the annotation of a GenBank genome assembly. NCBI's taxonomy places the organism in Eukaryota, Metazoa, Chordata, Amphibia, Anura, Pelobatidae.
AUGCUCCGCUGUGUCCAUAUACAACUCCGCUGUGUCCAUAUACAACUCCCAGAAUCCUCCGCUGUGCCCAUAUACAACUCCGCUGUGUCCAUAUACAACUCCCAGAAUCCUCCGCUGUGCCCAUAUACAACUCCCAGAAUCCUCCGCUGUGUCCAUAUACACCUCCCAGAAUCCUCCGCUGUGUCUAUAUACUACACCCAGAAUCCUCCGCUGCAUUCAUAUACUACUCCCAGAAUCCUCCGCUGCAUUCAUAUACUACUCCCAGAAUCCUCCUCUGUGUCCAUAUACUACUCCCAGAAUCCUCCUCUGUGUCCAUAUACAACUCCCAGAAUCCUCCGCUGUGUCUAUAUACAACUCCCAGAAUCCUCCGCUGUGUCUAUAUACUACUCCCAGAAUCCUCCGCUGCAUUCAUAUACUACUCCCAGAAUCCUCCUCUGUGUCCAUAUACAACUCUCAGAAUCCUCCGCUGUGUCCAUAUACAACUCCCAGAAUCCUCCGCUGUGUCCAUAUACACCUCCCAGAAUCCUCCUCUGUGUCCAUAUACAACUCCCAGAAUCCUCCUCUGUGCCCAUAUAUAACUCCCAGAAUCCUCUGCUGUGUCCAUAUACAACUCCCAUAAUCCUCCACUGUGUCCAUAUACAACUCCCAGAAUCCUCCGCUGUGUCCAUAUACAACUCCCAGAAUCUUCUGUGCCCAUAUACAACUCCCAGAAUCCUCCUCUGUGCCCAUAUACAACUCCCAGAAUCCUCCUCUGUGCCCAUAUACAACUCCCAGAAUCCUCAGCUGUGUCCAUAUACAACUCUCAGCAUCCUUAACUGGAGACAGAGAAUGAUGAGAGCUGCAGUACUUUAG